Messenger RNA from Ctenocephalides felis (cat flea), 994 nucleotides. Its product is annotated as luciferin 4-monooxygenase-like. Gene Ontology annotation, biological process: fatty-acyl-CoA biosynthetic process; long-chain fatty acid metabolic process. The transcript has 6 exons. Bases 2 to 994 code for a protein of 330 amino acids. The record is from RefSeq and is a predicted model, not a curated record. Lineage: Eukaryota; Metazoa; Arthropoda; Insecta; Siphonaptera; Pulicidae. Gene Ontology annotation, molecular function: long-chain fatty acid-CoA ligase activity.
CAUGACAGUCUUCACAAACUCCGGUAUGUCUUGGGGCUCCGGACUAUUCAUAUUAAUCUCCGGAUUAAUCGGCGGAGCCAGACGAGCUUUUACCAAAGAACCAUUUAACGAAGAAAACUUAUUAAGAAUUAUGCGCGAAUACAAGCCAGGCCUGAUGCUACUAUCUUCUUACCAAUUGUCUCUGAUGAAUUUGUAUUUACAAGAUAAGGAAGAUCUUGCAGAACCAUUUGGAGAUGUAAUGUUGCUGUUUGCUGUUGGUUCCAAAUUGUCACCACAACAGGUCGAAACUAUGCAAAAACAUUUGAAAAAUGGUAAAUUGGUGGUUUCUUAUGGAUUGACUGAAUGUAUGGGUGGAACUACUACUAUAACUUGUGCAGAAUAUAGACCAGGAACUGUUGGACACGUUUUGAUGAACACAGAACUAAAGAUUGUGGAUACUUCUACAGGAGAAACUUUAGGGCCAAAUCGGCAAGGUGAGAUGUAUCUACGUGGCCCUACAAUGUUAGGGUAUUAUGGUCGUCCUGAAGCAACUUCUGAAGUUUUGGAUCCAGAAACUGGUUGGUUUAAAACUGGUGACAUCGGUUAUUAUGAUGAAGAUCACUAUGUGUACGUCACUGAUAGAAUUAAGGAGAUUGCCAAAUACAAAGGAAUUUAUAUAAAUCCAAGUGAUAUAGAAAUUGUGAUAUCAAGACAUCCUUCUGUAAGAAGUUGUGCAGUGGUUUCUGUACCAAAUGACGAAGUUUGCGAUUUGAUGGUCGGUUUUGUUGAACUUUUACCAGAUUACAAAGACAAGGUUACUGCCCAGGAAUUGGAAAUAUACACCAAUGAAAAUGUCCAGGAUUACGAGAAACUCCGAGGUGGUUUAUACAUUUUGGACGAACUACCAGUUUUGACCCAUGGCAAAAUUGCUAAAGCUUUGCUCAAGCAAAAAGCAAAAGAAAUGCUGAACGAGAUCAUGAGCAAAUUUAAUAACAAAUUGUUAUCUAGAAUGUAA